GCCGUUCGGAUCGGACGAGCGCGCCUUUGGGACGCCCGGGGCGGGCGGCAACAACGCGUUUGUGGACCCGUCCUCCGGGUUGGCAUUCGCGUACGUCGAGAAUCGGAUGGGCUUCUUCAUUGUGGACGACCCGCGAGAGUACGCGCUCCGCGCGCGCAUGUACGAGUGCGUCGUCAAGCUGCGCGCCGCCGAGGGCCUUCCCGACACGAUCAGCGCGGCACCGAGCGGGUGGACGCGCUCGUGCCUCCAGCCGGGGAGCGUCACCGAGAAGUGGCUCGAGAGGCACCCGGGGAUGGGGCUUCAAGGGGGUCUGACCGCCGCCACGCCUCUCGGCAUGGACGCUGCCGGCGGCGACGAGCUGCCGCUGGGCGCGGAGGCGGCGGCCGAGGCGGCGGCGGCCGAGGCGGAGGCGGCGGCCGAGGCGGAGGCGGCGGCCGAGGCGCCUGCGGCGGCGACCGAGGUGGUUGAGGAGGAGGCGGAGGAGGCGGCGGAGGCCGCGGCUCCGGAGUCGGCGGCGCGGCCGGAGAAUGCGCUGGAGGCGGACACGUCGCGCUCUGCCCACUAUCUUUAU
Molecule: messenger RNA, 571 nt
Organism: Emiliania huxleyi CCMP1516
Lineage: Eukaryota; Haptophyta; Isochrysidales; Noelaerhabdaceae
Exons: 2
Source: RefSeq, a predicted model, not a curated record